Molecule: messenger RNA, 1428 nt
Organism: Olea europaea var. sylvestris
Lineage: Eukaryota; Viridiplantae; Streptophyta; Magnoliopsida; Lamiales; Oleaceae
Product: casein kinase II subunit alpha-4, chloroplastic-like
Exons: 6
Coding region: 531-1079 (182 amino acids)
Biological process (GO): protein phosphorylation
Cellular component (GO): nucleus; protein kinase CK2 complex; cytosol
Molecular function (GO): protein serine/threonine kinase activity; ATP binding
Source: RefSeq, a predicted model, not a curated record
UUUUAUUUUAUUUUUAUUUUUUAUUUUUAAAGCUUAAGACCUCAUCUAAGUUCAUAUAGGCUCGUAAAGUUUGAAACUUGGCCUCCACGUUUCGCCAUGUUUUACGCUUUUUAGAAGAUUGCUUACUAAUGCAACAAACAAGCACACGAAAUAGAUAACUUCUUGUGCUUUAAAGGUUUGGUUUAGCCCAUAUUUGGCUUUUCUUUUCCUUGAACUUUAUUUCACGGUUAAUUCUUGGCUACGCUAUUAAAAUAUCUACUUAAUUAUCAAAUUUUACUUGCAUAAAAAUUAUCUUGCCCGUUCCUGCCAAUGCAUUUGGUCUAUUUGGCAUAUGCUUUGUGUGGUUAUUAUUGUUGACUUUUGCUUUUGGCAACCUAAAAAAUAUAUCCAUUCGGAAAAUGAAAAUACUUUCUUGUUGAUAAAUGACUAAAAGAAGAGUAAUUACAGGAAAAAUAGUAAAUAUUGGUAAUAUUUUUCUUAAAAAUUUGAUUCAAGUGAUUAUUAUUUUUUAACUUAUAUAUCUUCCUGUGAUGCUAAGUAGCGUAUGUUAUAUUUGGGCCACAAACACCUUAUAUCUGAUGUGCUCGUGCUCGUGCUCGUGCUCGUGCUCGUGCUCUUGCUCUUGCUCUUGCUCAUUGAUUUGCAGGUAUUUUAAGGGCCCUGAGCUUCUUGUUGAUUUGCAAGAUUAUGAUUACUCAUUGGACUUGUGGAGCCUCGGUUGUAUGUUUGCUGGAAUGAUUUUUCGUAAGGAGCCUUUUUUUUAUGGGCAUGACAAUUAUGAUCAACUGGUUAAGAUUGCCAAGGUAUUGGGGACAGAUGAGUUGAAUGCUUAUCUUAACAAGUACCGGUUGGAAUUGGACCCACACCUUGCUGCUCUUGUUGGAAGGCAUAGCAGAAAACCAUGGACAAAGUUUAUUAAUGCCGAUAAUCAGCAUUUGGCUGUUCCGGAGGCAAUUGAUUUUGUUGACAAGCUGUUGCGGUAUGAUCAUCAAGAGAGGCCAACUGCGAAAGAAGCAAUGGCUCAUCCCUAUUUCUACCCGAUAAGGAAUGCAGAAAGUAGCAGAACUCGCGCACAUUAAGAUCAAGCACUGUCCUAUGCCGUCACUGAUGAUUUCUGCAAUUAAUUGAGCUCACCAUCAAUAAGUGCCUUCUAUUUGUUAACCAUUUGGUUCAUAACAUUUUAACUUUUUCCAACUCCAAAUUUCUUCAGCAUUUGAUUUGUGUGGUCUGUUAAAAGUAAGACACUUCGAUUUUUUUCCCGGUCGGUAUUUUUGUGCAUAAUGUUGUGCUCAAUUUAUUUCAAAACUAUGCAGAAAAUUAUGAUGGAUGUUCGUAGGAUGGUGACAGCACCGCUCUAUGACCCAUCUACUUUUAAUUGCAGUAAUUGAAGAAGUCCUGGAAUUGAAUGAUUAUUAGAAGUCUUUUUCA